AUGUAUUCCGAGGGUCAUCCUCAGGCUGUCCUGACCCUGCAGCCUGCCUGGGCACUGAUAUUAACAGGAGAGACAGUCACCCUGAGCUCUCUGAUCUCCAGCGUGAGUCUGACAGCAUCUCCAGGAGCCACAGUGAAGGAGGGAGAGGCUCUUAACCUGACCUGUGAGGCAGCAGUGAACAAAACCCCCCGCCCUGAACUCCACUACACCAUUGUGAGAGACGGGGAGCCUGUGACUAACAGCACUGACUCUGCACUGUACAGCAUAGCCAGCACUGAGAAGAGCCACACUGGGAGCUACACGUGUGCUGUGGAGUCACAGGGAGUGAAGAAGAGCAGCCAGGAGCUACACAUUGAACUGCAAAAGUCCUGGUCGUGGAUCAUUGCUGCUCUCAGUGUCUCGCUGGUUUUGAUUAUUUUUUUUCCUGUCACACUAUUGCUGUUCUACCGAUACAAGACCAAAGGUUUUCUGUUCAUUGCUGCCAAAUCAAGGCACCCUGCAGAUCAGGCUCCUGCACAGCCCUCGAGGGGAACGGAGCUCUCCGGACUUGGACAGGAGAAUGGUAACUCCACAGCAUCCAACCUAGAGAUUGUAUACGCAGAAGUGAAGCCAAAUCAACAGAACAAAGCUAAACCCCGACCAAAACGUGACUGUGACGUCCUGUACUCUGCUGUCCUUGUCAAGACACCAGAAGAUAACCCCAGUGCUGCAGACAACAGUGACGUCCUUUAUUCAGAGCUUGACAUGAGGAAUAUGAACAAGAAGUGGGGUAAAACCCUGGCAGAUAACAAACCUGAGGUGUUGUACUCUGAGAUCAACCAAGCAAAGCCCUCAGGCAAACCCACAGCAGAUAAUGCAGAGUCCAUGUAUGCCACAGUCCUCCCAAUGAAGAAAAGGAAGUAAAGGAAGGGGGUCCCCAGGGAUGAGAGCCAGCCUGAAUCCAGAGAUACUGAGAAGGAGAGCAUGUCAGAUCACAGUCCCUCCUGAAUUUAGAGAACAUCCCUGGGAUUCAGACCUGUUCCUGGCUAUUGAAUUGAUUUGACGCUUUAGGACAGAGUUACUGGGCCAUUCUACAGAUAAGAGAAAUACAUUGUGCUUUUACUCUACAGACACUGUUUGUUCCAGUGUAACAAUAUAUAAAACAACCUGUGUGUCUUGGA
Acipenser ruthenus (sterlet) is the source of this 1160-nucleotide messenger RNA. RefSeq lists its product as uncharacterized. The record is from RefSeq and is a predicted model, not a curated record. NCBI's taxonomy places the organism in Eukaryota, Metazoa, Chordata, Actinopteri, Acipenseriformes, Acipenseridae. The transcript has 12 exons. Gene Ontology annotation, biological process: cell surface receptor signaling pathway. Bases 1 to 903 code for a protein of 300 amino acids. Gene Ontology annotation, molecular function: transmembrane signaling receptor activity.